Molecule: messenger RNA, 2194 nt
Organism: Morus notabilis
Lineage: Eukaryota; Viridiplantae; Streptophyta; Magnoliopsida; Rosales; Moraceae
Product: ankyrin repeat-containing protein ITN1
Exons: 4
Coding region: 288-2051 (587 amino acids)
Cellular component (GO): plasma membrane
Molecular function (GO): protein phosphatase regulator activity; protein phosphatase 1 binding
Source: RefSeq, a predicted model, not a curated record
GCUUCCGAGUUCCGACAACCGCAAAUUCACCGACUACCAUCUCAUAACCAUCAAUCGUCGGGGAACUACAUAAGCUUCAACUAAUCAACGGUCCAAAAAAUCCACGCUUAACACGCGCGAGUGAGCCUCCACUAUUUCUUUUUCGUUUUCUUAAUUCAGCGCCAGCCAACACCGCAUUUCCAAGCAAUUUCCUAGCUAGUGGUAGUAGUCUCUCUCUCUUUUUCUAUCGUCUUCUUCUGGUUAGCUGAACCUUGAAUGAAACCUGAGAAUCUCUAAAUCUCUCUCACAUGGCGUCCGCAAUCGAACACGGAGGAGGUGAGAGGGACUUGGAGGCCGCUCUGGUGAGUCCGACGACGCCAAAUUCUCUGGCGGAGCCGUCGCCGUCGCCUUCGCCGUCUUCGACGGCGUCGGCGCCGGCGCUGGUGCUGUCUAACUCCGGGAAGAGGAUCGACCAGGCCGGGAGGAAGAAGUACGUGAAGCAGGUGACCGGGCGGCACAACGACACCGAGCUCCACCUGGCGGCGCAGCGGGGCGAUCUGGCGGCGGUGAAGCAGAUUCUCGACGACAUCGAUUCGCAGAUGGUGGGGAGUCUGAGCGGCGCGGAGCUCGAUGCGGAGGUGGCGGAGAUUAGGGCGGCGGUGGUCAACGAGGUGAACGAGCUGGGAGAGACGGCCUUGUUCACGGCUGCUGACAGGGGACAUCUUGAUGUCGUCAAGGAAUUGCUCAAGUAUUCCAACAAAGAGCCUGUUUCAAAGAAGAAUCGGUCCGGAUUCGAUCCGCUUCAUAUUGCUGCGAACCAAGGCCACCAUGCCAUCGUCCAAGUACUACUAGAUCAUGAUCCUGGGCUUAGCAAAACAAUAGGCCCAUCAAACUCAACCCCGCUUAUAUCUGCAGCUACAAGAGGGCAUACUGCCGUUGUUAAUGAACUUCUCUCAAAAGAUUGUACCUUAGUGGAAAUAUCCAGGUCCAAUGGGAAAAAUGCAUUGCACUUAGCUGCUAGACAGGGGCAUGUAGAAAUUGUAAAGGCGUUGCUCGAUAAAGAUCCACAACUGGCACGGAGGACUGACAAGAAAGGGCAAACUGCAUUGCAUAUGGCUGUUAAAGGGCAGAGCAGUGAGGUGGUUAAAUUGCUUCUAGAUGCUGAUGCUGCCAUUGUGAUGCUUCCAGACAAAUUUGGUAACACAGCGUUACAUGUAGCUACGAGGAAAAAGCGUGCAGAGAUAGUCAAUGAGUUGUUACUCCUUCCGGAUACCAAUGUGAAUGCCCUGAGCAGGGACCACAAAACGGCUCUUGACAUCGCUGAAGAACUCCCUCCUUCCGAAGAAUCCACGGAUAUAAAGGAGUGCCUUGCUCGCUACGGUGCGGUCAGAGCCAAUGAACUUAACCAACCAAGGGAUGAAUUGAGGAAAACAGUUACCCAAAUCAAGAAAGAUGUUCAUACACAGCUUGAGCAAACAAGAAAAACAAACAAAAAUGUCGUCAACAUCUCCAAAGAACUCAGGAAGCUCCACCGUGAGGGAAUUAACAAUGCAACCAACUCGGUGACUGUGGUGGCUGUCCUCUUUGCAACAGUUGCCUUCGCAGCUAUCUUUACUGUUCCUGGUGGUGAUAACGAUGACGGAACGGCUGUGGUUGUGAAGAGUCCUUCUUUCAAAAUCUUCUUCAUCUUUAAUGCCAUUGCGCUUUUCACUUCUUUGGCUGUUGUGGUUGUCCAGAUUACACUGGUUAGGGGUGAGACAAAGGCAGAAAAAAGGGUGGUGGAGGUUAUCAACAAGUUGAUGUGGCUAGCUUCAGUCUGCACUUCGGUCGCAUUCAUGGCCUCCUCAUAUAUAGUGGUGGGGCGAAAGCACCGAUGGGCUGCAAUUCUCGUAACAUGUGUUGGGGGAUUGAUUAUGGCUGCCGUUCUUGGCACCAUGACUUACUACGUGGUGAAGUCGAAGAGGAACCGAUCUAUGAGAAAGAGGGAAAAGUCUGCAAAGAGAAGCGGGUCCAACUCAUGGCAUCACUCUGACUUCUCCAAUUCAGAAAUUGAUCGGAUUUAUGCCCUUUGAUAUUUGAUAUGUGAAUCUUGUACCUUAAAAGGAAACUUGAAGGACCGGUAAGAGACCGGAAAAUGGAUGUUGAACAGGUGCACACGCCAUUGAUAUAUUAUUAUUACAUAAUAGCCAUGGAGUUAAAUUAAGGCCGUUACAAA